AUGUCCUUCUCUCCUUACGCUCCUCCAGCUGGAAGCCAUCCUCCUCCAUCAACCACGACUUACCCAUAUGGCACGUACGCUCCACCUCACGGUGCUUAUGGACAUCCAGCUCCAGGCGCAUACCCGUAUCAGGCUACUGGCGUGACUGGAUACGGUUGGCCAACCUAUCCAUACAGCUACGUUCCACAGCCUGCUCCGCAUAUCCAACGACUUCCUCAACCAUCUAACCAAGUAGCUGCGCAAACACUGGCGCCUCCUCCAGUGACACCCAGAGCCACCACCACGCUUCCCACAUACACCUCCAACUAUCCCAGAGAAAACGUAACAUUGUCUAGCAUCGGAAGUCUUACAGGUCGUGGUUCAAGGAAACAAUCCAAUCUUAGAGGCCUUUUUAACAAAGAAUUGAAAAACCUUAUGUAUGGAUUUGGAGAUGACCGAAACCCGUCAAACGAUACUGUGAACGUAAUGGAGGAAAUUUUGAUUGAGUAUAUUACUGAUGUUUGCCAGACUGCUGGGGGGGCAUCACGAAAAGCUCGGCUGUCCAUUGAAGAUCUUCGAAGAGCACUGUCGCGGCCUGCAGAUGCAAAGAAACUUGCGAGAUUAGAGGAGCUGUUGUUUAUGCAAGAAGAUAUCAAACGCGCUCGCGCUCAGUUUGAGGAGUCUGACAUACAUAACCCAAAGCAGUUCUGA
This is a messenger RNA of Laccaria bicolor S238N-H82, 690 nucleotides long. RefSeq lists its product as uncharacterized. Lineage: Eukaryota; Fungi; Basidiomycota; Agaricomycetes; Agaricales; Hydnangiaceae. The coding region runs from base 1 to 690 and encodes 229 amino acids. Gene Ontology annotation, cellular component: transcription factor TFIID complex. The record is from RefSeq and is a predicted model, not a curated record. Gene Ontology annotation, molecular function: protein heterodimerization activity. Gene Ontology annotation, biological process: RNA polymerase II preinitiation complex assembly; transcription by RNA polymerase II. The transcript has 3 exons.